This is a messenger RNA of Contarinia nasturtii (swede midge), 1052 nucleotides long. Its product is annotated as phospholipid phosphatase 6. The record is from RefSeq and is a predicted model, not a curated record. The transcript is spliced from 3 exons. Lineage: Eukaryota; Metazoa; Arthropoda; Insecta; Diptera; Cecidomyiidae. Gene Ontology annotation, molecular function: sphingosine-1-phosphate phosphatase activity. The coding region runs from base 180 to 842 and encodes 220 amino acids.
UGAAUUCAUAUAUAAAAUAGAUUUUUCAUUGGUUUGUAUUGGCUUUGCGAUUAAAUUCUGGUUGAAAUCGCUCACGUAUCAACAUUUUAAAUUUGUAUUGUGAGUCAAUUAAUUGGCUAAGAAUUUUAAUCUUUGCUGGUCAUUUGGUGUUAAAAAAUAAAAAUAAAUUGCAGCCAAAUAUGGACAAAAAAACAAAGGCCGAUUUUGAAAAAAGAGAAAUACCACCAUUUCUAGAGAAAAUCUUGGCACUAGAUGUCGAAUGGACGAAGAAAUUUGUAUCGUUUAGCUUGAAUUUUGUUCCAAUUCGAUCGCUUAAAACUCACUGCAAAUUUUUGGAAUAUUCGUGCCAUGGAUUGGUUUGGUUGUCGGCCUUGUUGGCCUUUUGUUGGCUAAUUGACAAUCCAAACUAUUAUCAAUUGCAAAUGAAUUUACUAAUUGGCCUUAUAUUGGACAUUGUGUUUGUGGCCAGCAUCAAGGCAGCCACUCGACGAAGGCGUCCAACAAUCGAUGACAGUUUUCUCACCAUCGGUCCAGAUAAGUUUAGCUUUCCAUCUGGCCAUGCAUCGCGUGCAUUCUUUAUAUUAUUGUUUUUCACCGCGCUUGAACCGCUACCGCUACUAUUUUGGCCACCGAUGUUUGCUUGGGCGGUCAGUGUUAGUUUGUCACGAUUGCUGCUCUAUCGUCAUCAUAUUCUUGACGUUUGUGGCGGUAUUACGCUUGGUAUAUUGGAAUCACUUUUAAUUUGCAUCCUAUGGUUGGGCAAGGACGCAUCUGCCUGGGUUAUGUCAUGGUUAUCGGAUGAAAAACUACCCAGUGGAACGACACAAGAGGAUUUAUUUUAAUAAUAUUCUUUGUUAUGAACGACUCGGAUUAUUGCUUUGUUAUUUCCUUUAUUUAUACAAAACCAAAGUUUCCAAUUGGCUUAACGAAAAUUUACAGACAAUAAAAAAAAUUAGUUUAACCAAUUCAGUUUAUUUGAUGAUCGCUCAUUUUUUACAUGGAUAAAAAAUAUGUUAUCAUUAUAUGGAUGAAAAUAAAAUGUCCAUUCAGCA